AAAUUUGGAGAGGUGUGCAACCGUUCAGGUUCUUUUGUUGGGUGAAUUUUAUUUGAUAAAAUUGGUUGAGUGAACUUAAAAUAAAAGAAUUUAACUUUCCUUGUAUCAAAUGCAACGGGAAAAAGAAAAGCAUAGUUUUGUCGGAACCCAGUUGAAGGUUGGCUGAAGACACUCAUUCACUAACACAGACGCUGAAGAUGGUGCUCAAGAUGAUGCGGUUUACUGCUUCUUCUUCUUGUUAUGGAAGCAGACUCAGAGGUAUGCCUUGUCCUCUUCAAUCCUCUCUUGUUGCUGUCGCCAACGAUUACUCAGCUACCUUUCACUCUCGGUCUGCGCAACCAGUCAAAUGUACAAAAACCCAACAACGCCAGCUUGCCAAAGUCACUAAUCUUGAAGAUGCCUUCAAUGUGUUCGACGAAAUGCUUCAAUGGCGUCCUCUGCCUUCCAUUGUGCGUUUCACUCAAAUAUUGAGUCAAGUUGCGAAAUUCAAACAUUAUUCGGCCGCGGUCUCGUUGAGUAACCAAAUGGGUGCGUCCGGAAUUGGUGCUGAUGCUUUUACUCUAGCUAUUGUCAUUAAUUGCUUUUGUCAUCUAAACCAAAUGGGGUUUGGUUUAUCUGUCUUGGGAAAGUUCUUCAAGCUUGGUUUUGAACCAGAUGCGGCCACCUUCAACACCCUAAUCCAUGGCUUUCUUCUUGAGGAUAGAGUGGCUGAGGCUGCCGGACUUUUCAAGAAAAUGAUGGAGAGUGGUAAUUGUAAGCCCAAUGUGAUUACUUUUGGCACGCUAGUAAAGGGCCUUUGCAUGAAAGGUAACAACAAUGCAGCUAUUCAGUUGCUUAAGAAGAUGGAAGAAGGAGGUUGCAGGCCUGACUUAGUUGUCUAUAGCACAAUCAUCGACAGUCUUUGUAAGGAUACACUACUUGUGGAUGCAUUGAACAUCUUCUCAGAAAUGGUAAGUAAGGGUAUUGCCCCGAAUGUCAUUACCUAUACCUCUUUGAUUAAUGGAGUUUGUAGAUUAGGGGAGUGGAAAGAAGCUACGAGAUUGUUGAGGGAAAUGGUGAGUAAAAGUAUCUUUCCAGAUGCGCACACCUUCAGUGUAUUCAUUGAUGCACUUUGUAAGGAAGGGAUGAUUGAGGAAGCAAACAACGUUUUUGAAAUGAUGAUUCAAGGAGAUAUUGAACCUAAUACGAUUACAUACAAUUCAAUAAUGGAUGGUUACUGUUUGCGAGGAGAAAUGGGCAAGGCGAAAAAAGUUUUUGAACUAUUGCUCAACAAGGGGUUCGUGGCUGAUGCUUAUAGUUAUAACAUAUUAAUUAAUGGAUAUUGUAAGCGUAAAAGGAUAGAUGAGGCAAUGGUGCUCUUUAAGGAAAUGUCUUGUAAGGGACUCUCUCCAGAUACCAUUAGUUAUAACACUCUUAUUGAUGGUUUUUGCAAAGUGGGGAGGAUACAGGAUGCACAAAACUUGUUCUAUCAGAUGAAAGCUUGUGGAGACCUUCCAAACCUUCGGACUUAUGCUAUUUUACUGGAUGGCCUAUGUAAAAACCAAAAACUUUCAUUGGCAAUGGAAUAUUUGAGAGAGCUGGAAGGCAAGAAGUUGGGUCUGGAUAUUGUGAUUUACAAUAUUCUUGUUGAAGGUUUAAGCAUAGCUGGAAAAAUUGAUUGUGCAAGGAAUCUCUUUUGCAGUUUAUCAUCAAGAGGACUCCAACCGAAUGUCUGGACAUAUAAUAUAAUGAUCAGUGGACUUUGUAAUGAGGGGCUGAUAAAUGAAGCAGAAAAGUUGUUUAAAGAAAUGGAAGAGAAAGGCUGUUCUCCAGAUAACUGCACCUAUAACACAAUUAUCCGGGGCUUUAUCAGUAACAAUGAGACAUUUCGAGCGAUGGGACUUAUUCAACAAAUGGUGGAGAUGGGUUUUUCUGCAGAUGCAUCAACUGUGGAAUUGAUAGUUGAUUUACAGUCUAAAGAUGAUGUACAUCCUGCUUUGUUGACAUUGAUUGAAUGAUCGUGAUGAAGUUGAUUUGCAUCUUUGAAAUAUGAAA
Molecule: messenger RNA, 2034 nt
Organism: Malus domestica (apple)
Lineage: Eukaryota; Viridiplantae; Streptophyta; Magnoliopsida; Rosales; Rosaceae
Product: putative pentatricopeptide repeat-containing protein At1g12700, mitochondrial
Molecular function (GO): protein binding
Source: RefSeq, a predicted model, not a curated record